Molecule: messenger RNA, 3488 nt
Organism: Coccinella septempunctata (seven-spotted ladybird)
Lineage: Eukaryota; Metazoa; Arthropoda; Insecta; Coleoptera; Coccinellidae
Gene: Parp1
Product: poly [ADP-ribose] polymerase
Exons: 14
Coding region: 180-3137 (985 amino acids)
Cellular component (GO): nucleus
Molecular function (GO): zinc ion binding; DNA binding; NAD binding
Source: RefSeq, a predicted model, not a curated record
UACAAAAUACGGUUAGUGGUUAAUGUUCUGAAAAUUUAAUUGUUUUUGAUGAAAAUUUGGUAAGAAGUGAUUGUGUACUGAUGUUCAUCUAUUUAGAUCAUAUUAAAUUCUUCAAAGAAGUGAUGAGUUUCAAGUUUGAAAUUAUUUAUCUAAUCAAAAACUUAAUUUGAGAAGGCAGAAUGGAUCUUCCUUACAAAGCUGAAUAUGCUAAAUCCGGUCGUGCUAGUUGUAAAGGAUGUAAUUCGGCAAUUGGACAGGGUACUCUUCGUAUAGCAGUUCUGGUGCAGUCUCCAGUUUUCGAUGGAAAAAUGGCUAAAUGGUAUCAUCAAAUGUGUUUCUUCAAUAAACAGAGACCUAAAAGUGUUGAUGAUAUUGAAAAUUUCGAAACCCUUCGUCUACCAGAUCAAGAGAAAAUCAAGGAAAGAAUAGGAGCUGCAACAAGUGUCAUAUUACCUGAAAAGAAAGGAAAAGGUAAGAAGAGAGAUGCUUCAACUGCAGCCUUAAAAAGUGCCGCACUUAAGGACUUCAUUAUUGAAUAUUCCAAGUCAAGCAGAGCCACUUGCAGAGGCUGUGAUAUGAAAAUUAUGAAAGACGAAAUACGAAUCUCAAAAAAAGACUUCGAUACAGAUGUUGGUAAAAAAUAUGGAGGUCAAGAUAUGUGGCAUCAUUUAUCUUGUUUCGCUAAGUUACGUACAGAGUUAGGUUACUAUGAGUCAGCUUCUGUUCUUCCUGGAUUCAAAUCAUUGUCCAAGGAUGAUCAGAAGGAAGCAUUGAAGCAAAUUCCUGCAAUCAAACAGGAAGAUAUUCCAGAUGUCGUAAAGAAACCAAAAAUUGAAGAACCUUCUGAAGAGGAUAAGUUGUAUAAAGAACAUUUGACUAUAUUCUAUAAAUACAGAGAUCAACUCAAGAAAAUGACUAAGGGUGAAAUGACCGAGCUAUUGGACUACAACGAACAAGAAGUUCCGUCAGGACAAGAUGCGAUUCUUGAUAGAUUAGCUGAUAUCAUGACAUUUGGCACGCUCGAACCCUGUAAAAUAUGUAAAGGCGGACAGUAUAUUUACAGUAAACUUGGUUACUUGUGCCAUGGAGAUCUAACUGAAUGGAGCAAAUGUAAUAAUCUUACAAAAACGCCACUACGAAGGGCAUUCAAAGUACCUAAAGAAUUGGCGCAGGAGUAUUCAUUCUUGAAAAAAUACAAAUAUGUUCCAAGAACAAGGAUCUUCAAAGAUGUUGCUCUUACAUCGAAUGUGAAAAAGGAAGAUGAAAUUGACGGAAAGCCGAAAGUAGAGCGUGUGGCACCACCUUUUUAUAAUAUGGAAUUCGUUAUUUUGGGGAAACCUCAAAGAGGCAGAGAGGAACUUAAAAAACAAAUCAUGAAGCUUGGUGGUAAAGUUGUAACUGGUAUUAAGGAAAACAUAAUGGCUGUGAUAGCAUCUAAGGAAGAUGUGGAAAAAAUGGGCUCUCGCAUGUUAGAUGUUAGAUCGAAGGAUAUACAAGUUGUACCUGAAUCGUUUGUAGAUGAUGCUAUUGGUAAAACAGGAAAAAUUCCUGAAUUGAUAAUUGAGAAAAAAAUCUGUGAUUGGGGCUCUGAUCCUACUACUCGUUUGCCUCCUGAACCUACUAGUAGUAAAUCAAAAUCUUCCAAAAGUAUGUACUCCAAAUCUGGACCAAGUAAAGUUAAAUUAACUGUGAAAGGAGGAACAGCUGUUGAUCCAGAUUCAGGUUUGGAGAAAAAAGCGCAUGUCUAUCAAGAAGAUGGCGAUAAAUACACCGUAGUUUUGGGUAUAGUGGAUAUUCAAAAGCAAAAAAAUAGUUACUACAAAUUGCAAUUGCUGCAAUCAGACAAAGGGGAGUCCUAUUGGGUGUUCAGAUCAUGGGGUCGUACUGGAACAGUGAUAGGUUCUACUAAAUUGGAGUCUUUCCCAAGCCUACAUAUGGCAAAAAGUGAAUUCUGUAGACUCUAUGAGGAAAAGACUGGAAACAUGUGGGAAGAUAGGCAUGAUUUUGUUAAGGUUCCCGGUAGAAUGUAUCCUAUUGAUAUUGAUUAUGGAGAGGAAGAUAUGAAAAAUAUCGAUGUUAGUGAUGCUCCUAGUACUUUGGAGAAAGGAGUAGCAGAUUUGAUGAGAAUGAUUUUUGAUAUGAAACAAAUGAAGCAAACAAUGUUGGAACUUGAAUUAGAUACCGAGAAAAUGCCUUUGGGAAAACUCAGUAAAAAACAGAUACUCAGUGCGUAUGAAGUCCUUUCAGAACUGCAAAACUACUUGGACUCGAAAAAUGUACACGAGAUGAAAUUUAUUGAUGGUUCUAACAGAUUCUACACAUUCAUUCCACACAAUUUUGGGAUUGAUAAUCCACCAAUUUUGAAAACACCGGAAAUGAUAAAGCAAAAAAUUGAGAUGCUUGAUAGUCUUGUGGAACUAGAAGUUGCGUAUAGUUUGCUGAAAUCAGCCGGGUCAGAUUCAUCUUUGGAUCAAUACUACUCAAAACUUAACACCGAAAUUAAGUCGAUACCUAAAGGCAAUGAAGAGUUCGAAAUCAUUCAAGAGUAUGUAAAGAAUACACAUGCAGAAACUCAUCAAAGUUAUGAACUCGAAAUAGUGGACAUCUUUGAUGUGAAAAGACAAGGAGAAGAAAAGAGAUUCAAACCUUUCAAAAAACUACAUAACCGCAUGCUUUUGUGGCAUGGUAGUAGAACUACUAAUUUUGCCGGUAUUUUAUCCCAAGGAUUACGUAUUGCACCUCCUGAAGCACCAUCUACUGGUUAUAUGUUCGGUAAAGGUAUUUACUUUGCGGACAUGGUUUCCAAAUCGGCAAACUAUUGUUUCACCAGUCCUGGAAACAAUCAAGGUCUUUUACUCUUGUGUGAGGUGGCUUUAGGAAAUAUGUACGAGUUGACCAAAGCAAAAUAUAUUGAAAAACUUCCUUCUGGAAAACACAGUACAAAAGGUCUUGGAAAAACUGCUCCUGAUCCAAAAGGAUCAAAAAAACUUGGAGAUGUAGAAGUUCCUUUGGGUAAACCUGCUAAAAUGUCUGGACUUGAUGAUGGACAUUUACUUUAUAAUGAAUAUAUUGUUUAUGAUGUUGCCCAGGUGAAAGCAAAGUAUUUGGUAAAAUUGAAUUUCAAAUAUAAGUAUUAAUCUCAAUAGAAUUGAUAAUGCGUUGGGCAUAUUUUUUUCAAAGUUAGAUGUUACCUAAAAAGUUUUCAUUAUCUGUUAUUCAGAACUUAAAAUAAAAAUGAACAUGGUUAAGUUUCAAUGAAAAUGAUCUGAUGUUGAAGUUCUUUUAUUUCUUUGUUUAUAUAUAUUAUUACGUCCUUUAUAAAGUUCUUCACAAAACUUUUAUAAAUUUAUUAUCUUUGUUUAUAUACUCUUAUAAAUCAAGAAAAAUUACAGUAACAAUCAGUUUGUAAUCCUCAUUGUUGUACUUUAAACUUUUCUAUUGAAUAUUUUUGUGUUUUUGAAAUAUGCUUAUUAGAGUUUUUAAAUUAA